Messenger RNA from Symbiodinium sp. CCMP2592, 9735 nucleotides. NCBI's taxonomy places the organism in Eukaryota, Dinophyceae, Suessiales, Symbiodiniaceae. The record is from the annotation of a GenBank genome assembly.
AUGGGCCUUUGGACCGACGAUGCCUCGGCUUUCCAAGGUGGCUCCUGCGAAUACGCCAGCGCAUCGCAAGGUGGUCUUGAGUCGCCGUCGGCCACAAGCAAAUACCUGGAAUCCCGGGCUGUUUGCCUGGCCAACCCUGCGAUCUACGGCGGCGGAGUCGCCUGUGGCUCCUGCUGGAAGGCUGAGCGAGAGGGUCAGGGCAGCGUGGUGGUGCAGAUCAUCGGGUCUCAUGGAGGCUCCAACAACUUGGACUGCUUCUCCGACGCCUUCCGCACCAUCGCCGGUGCGGACGGCGGCACUUUCGACGAGGUCCGCCUUGAGCCCGUCGAGUGUGAGGUGAAUGGCGCAGGGCCAGUGGCGACCAUCGUGGAUGGGGACAACGCCUGGUACACACGAGCCAUCUUCUCCAACUUGCCUCAUGCCGUCCUGGCUGCCUGGAUAUCCGUGGAUGGGAAAGCGACGGAGAUGCGUCGUGUAUCGGGAGCGACUUGGGAGGCCAACCUCGGAGGUGGUGGCUCUGUUGUUGGUUUCAAGGUGAGCCUGGAGGGCGGAACGGAAAUGGCCUUCCGCGACUGCUUCAGCUCGUGGCCUGUGGCGAAAGGAAGGGACGACUGCCGCGAUGCCGGCUGCUGUCAGCAAGCCGGGCAGACCUGCUAUGAGAGUGGCUACGAGAGCACCUCCAGCACUUCUACGUGCACGGUGGCCACGGGGUCCGUUGUGCUGGAUACCGGCCAACGGGCAGCGAAGCAUCUCCGCUGUGAUCCCGAGAGGAUAGAUGAGUUCUACAUUGCGGACGGUGAGAAUGGCAGCGAUGCGAGGCAGGACCGGGUGAGGCGACAUGUGGGUUUCUCGUCGCUGCACCACUUUGCUUCGCUAGCUGCGGUAGUUCCUAGCAUGCAGGGUCACUUUGACUGGAAGCAUGCCACCAGAAUUGGAGAAGCGAGUCAUCCUGGACCCUCUGGUGGAGGGUCGCGAGCGACAGCCCGCCGUAGGGCUGAGAUGGAUGUAGAUGCUGAGGAGACUGGCGGCUUCGGCGGCCUUGCUGGCCUGCUUAGGCCCAUGCUGGAGACCUUGAUUCGUGAACUGCUUCAGGAGCUCCUUACUGAGGGGGGGCUCAAGGGCAUGAUUGCUGAGAUGUUGGGUGGCCGGGUUCCAGCCACUUCAUCGCGGGCUCCUUCGGCGGCACACUCUGCGGGUGAGGUCGUGCCGGACGAGGGGGCUAACAAGAAGGGGCGCUGGGACAAACGUCGCGGCGAUGAUGAUGACGCGCAGCCCAAGGGCAAGGGCAAAGGCAAGAACAACAGCGGCGAGCAGGCCAAGGGCAAGGGCAAGAACGACCUGUCCAAGGGCAAUGGCAAGGACCAUGGCGGCGAUCAGGCCGGCAAGGGUAAGAGCAACAAUGGCGACCUGUCUAAGGGCAAGGGCAAGAACAAUGGUGGCGAGCAGGCGGGCAAGGGCCUUGGUUCCAGACCGGAUGCUGCCGAUGGUGCUGAGUGGACGGUGGUCGGGCCUGCCAAGAAGCAGGCCGAGUGGCAGCUUCGUGGUUCUGAUUGGACUGAGGCUGUCAUGACUUAUGAUGCGCUUGUGGCUGCCUUUGGCAGCGAUAGCAAUGAUGCUGUGAAGGGCGUGGUGCUCGCAUCGGACGAGGAGUUCGACACCCUCAAGACUUUGCUGCGCGGAUCCUCUAAGGCACAUGGCGUGCUGCUGGUGCAUCAGAAUAAGGAUGCCUCCCAACGGUGUCCCGGCGUGAUUGGCAGCAAGCUGGUCAUCAGGACGGUGGACUUCCACAGGUCCUACACUCCUGGCUUGGUCGCUCCCCAACCUAGGGCUGCGGCGGCGGCACGGAAGUUGGAACCGAAGCAAAGCUCGGUGGUCUAUGCCAGGAAGGAGAUUGUGAAGCAGCCGCAGCGGGCCUUUCAUGGGUUCCUGGCUCAGCAUCGUCUUCGUGCUUUGGACAGCUGGGGCUGGCAGAUUGAGCAGGUGCAGGCCACUCCUUACCAAAAGGUCUUUGGCUGCGGGCGGCUGCUCAACACUGACGUGGAGACCCUCUUGAGCCUGAGUGGGAAAAAUGGCCUCUUCUUUGACGUGGCCCGUGGGUUUCCCUUGGGUCCGGUGCAAACGGAGUGGCAUAGCCAACAGGAGAGCGAAAAUGCCACCGAGUUCCUCAACCGGCUCCUCACGAUCCCUGCCGACUUCGGGCUCAUCGCGGGUGCUAAGCAGAUUGGCAAGCGGCUCCGGCGGGACCCCAACCAGCCGGUCCAGAGGCACUGGGUCAUCGAUGGUGUUCCUCGGGAUGUUAGUCCAGAUGAUCUUCGCACGGUGCUUCAGGCAGGUCACUUUGAGGAUGUGGAGAUGACGUUGCAGCGCAGGCACGGCAACUUGAUGGCAUAUCAUUUUCGUGCUAAAACUUUGCUGACGGCGGACAGUCUUGCUGUGCCGCUUCUCCUUGGGGAUGUGGAACUGGACCUGUGGGCUCGCAUUGCCCCCCCGAAAAGGGGCCGGGGCACUACGCAGACCAUUGCGACUUCUGGUGCUUGGCGACUGGAGGCUCCGCGCUCAAAAUGGUCUACCGAGCGGGUGGCUGUGGAGCUGGAUGAUGAGGUCGAGGAGGCGUCUGCGGGUACCCUUGUCAUCAACCAGGGUGCGGAUACCAGCGAUGAUGCCACCAUGAAGGCGGGCGCUGGGACUACUGAGGAGUCUGCUCCCAAGGAGGCUGAGGCGAAGGCGGCUGGGACUGAGAAGGUGGAGAAGAAGGAUGCCGGGAAGCGGGGCGGCGCGGCGACCGGGUCGGCUGCGAAGCGAGCUGCUGGGGUGCAGCGUGCUCUCCCUGAGGGGGCCAAGGUCACCAAGAUCGAGAAGGACGGUAACUGCCUUUUCAGUGGCCUUGCAAAGGGCAUCAACAACUUGAAGCCUUCCGGGCACCAGCUCACUGGAGCAGAAGUCCGGGCGAAGAUUGCGGUGCAUCUUCGCCGCAACGAAGAUAAGUACGCUCAGGAGUGGGACAAAGAAAUGCCCAAUAGGUCCAAGGCCGAGAAUUGGGAAGCCUACGUGAGUGCGAUUGAGGUUGAUCAAACUUGGGGAGGACUCCCAGAGAUCCGUGCAGCGAGUCGCAUAUGGGACGUGAGAUGUAUCAUUUUCCCCACGUCCCAACACAUUGAGCCCUUCCAUGUCCACGGGCAGGCUCGCAAGCGGGUGCUGGCGCUGCUUUUUACAGGCAGCCACUUUGACCUCAUCGAGGGUGACAAUGGAUCUCUCCCGAAGGCCCUUCUGAGCAUCAAGGCCCCACCGACUGCUGUCCCGAUGCGGGGCGGCGGUCGUGAUGAUGAUGCUGCCUCUGUGUGGACGCGAUCCUCUGCUUGCUCUUCUGCUGUCGCUGCCUCGGUCUGGUCCAAGGGCUCCGCGGGGACUUUGGCAUCGGCUCAGGCGCGUUCUUUUUCCGGAGAAUUUUCAGAAAAAAGAACGGCCCCAGGAACGCGCGACUUCGGUGACUUCCCGCCUUCUGCGACUUCCAGGCGGGCGGCCUCUGUGACUUCUAAGCGGGCGUCUACGGUGGCUUCUGGGCCAGCACCUCCGGUGACUUCCUUGCGGGGUGCUUCGGUGACCUCCAAGCGGGCUUCUUCGGUGUCUUCCAGGCGGGCCGCUUCAGCUGCUUCGGUGUGGACCCGGGAGCCUGCAACUGAGGAUCCUGACAACACUUCGAAGCCGCCUAGGUCGGUGGGACGCUGUGGGAUGCGUACCUCUUCCCUUGCCUCAGCCGGCGAGUGCCUGGAUGUUGUUGAGGAUGCGACUGCCGGCGAGCCGUCGGCGAAGCGACGGGCCUACUUGGCGCGGGGAGCCACCUUCAACCCGGCCCUCCAAAAGGAUGGGUCCUUCCGCGAGCCCUGCAGCUACUGUGCCCAUGUGCAUGUGGGCCGCACCAGUGUUGAGCUUGCCACCAAGCGCUACCGGCAUCACAAGCGGUGGCACAGCGAUCUCCCCAGGACACAUGGACGUGCUCCCCCUAAAGUCCUGGAGUUGUGUGAAAUUCGACCAGAGGAGCCGGCUGAUUGGCGAUGCCCCAUCUGCUUGAUGGGCUUGCCUGUGGGUGCCAAGGCCAAGGUUUCGGCAAAGGCGUUCAUCGCUGCCAAGGAAGAGCACCGUCGCCGUGCGCAUCGGCACUUGUCUUGGGCCGCCUUCAACUCCAGGUGCUUGGGCAGCAACAAUCAGCAGCAUGGCGCCCGUAUGAGGUGCCGAGUUCGGGCGCUUAAUGUGAAUCGGGCCAAGCGAGCUGUUAAGAGUGCCAGCUCCCCGUCGAUUGAGCGUUUUGUUCCGUUCACUUGGCCUAUUGUGCUCAACAAGAGUAAGAAAGAGCGGAGGGAACGCCGUGGCAUCAAGCGCUUGAUCUUUGCCACGGCCUGGCGGUGCCGUACCUGCAUGGGAUGCUGGCAGAAGCCUGCUCAGGCUAUCCGGCACAAGUGCUCAACUGUGACCGACUGUAGCAAGGACUUUCGAUGCUGCCUUGCAGUGUUUGACGCGACCCACUUUGGACCCAUGAUCAAGAUCGCCACUUUCAAUAUCCAACGAUCUGGGGCCGCCAAAGUUCAUUGGCUUGCUGACAUGGUUUGGGACAAGGAGAUGGAGAUCGACGUCCUGGCCAUUCAGGAAUUGGACCUUCACGAGAACUCGGUGCCCAACUUCAUCGAACUUCUUCGUGUCCGGCGUGUGCAUGUUUUUCUCGGAGGAUGUGUGGAUGGCCUGUACAGGUGUGCUGUCCUCUCCAAGCUCCCUGGCGUUCGCCUUGAUCUUUGCAGUGAUCGCCUUGCGGGGGUUGUUUUUGAGCUCCUCGAAGAGGGGCGACUUUGUCGACUGGCUGUUGCUUCAUUUUAUGGGUGUGCUCAUGACUCUUCGCUUGCCAUGAGCGGUGUUGAGCAUGCGAUUCAGGAGCUCAAGAAGUGCCAGCACGCCUGGUGUUUGGUUGGUGACUUCAACCUGGAGGCGGCUGAGGAGCCCCUUUGUUCCGCCUUGGCCGGCGGCCUUGCCUGCUCAUGGGACCUCCCGUUCGAGAGUGAGGAUUUGCUGCCGGGCACUAGAGUUUCUGGGCGGAGGAUUGAUUUUGGCCUGGGCUGCGUUGAGCCGGUUGGCCAUCGGGCUCCCUCUUUUCUGCCCUUGGACACCGCGCCGGUCACUGACCAGUGCUGGGCUGCUGCAUGGGAUGAGUCGGCCUUUACGGGCCACUUGGAGGCGCUCGAUUUGGAUGCGGCCUGGACCCUCCUUUCGGACACCGCUGAGCGCUGCCUGGCCAAAAGUGGUGCCCAUGGACAUCGGCGUUCCCAGCCGUGGCGUCCUCGUCUUCAAGUUCAUGCGCGAAGCAAGGCCGCUUGCUCCUUGGAGUCCCUCUUGGUGGUUCAGUUGCGACGGCUUUCGCGGCGGCUUUGGCAACUUCGUCACCAGCCUCAGGACGGUCGCUUGCGGGACAAGAUUGGCAAGCAGAUGUGUGCGCUCCAUGCCAAAGCUCCUUGGGUGGCCGAGGUCCCAUUUUUUGAGGCUGAAAACUGGUGUGAGUGGCUCGAUGAGAAAAUCGGGUCAUUGGAGGCUGAUGCCAAGCACAAGGCCAUCCACAUGUGGCGGGACCGGCUGGAUGCUUCGGAGCCUCGGCUGUCUUCGUGGAUCCAGCGUCGGGAGAAAGUUUGGGGUGAUCUCAACAGGCCGGUGCUGAAGCCUGAGGCGGUCAGUAGGCGCGCGGCGGUCCAUCCUGUGCGUCAGGUUGCCCAGGCUAGUGCUGAGUGGAUGCAGCGUUGGGGCACAUGCUCUACCUCGGGUGACCUUGGCCCGGUUCUGGCUACGCAUCCACGCCUUGAGGAGGUCGACUUUUCCUUUGAGUUCACUGGCGAGGCCCUGCUGCGGAGCGCCAGAAGCAUGCUGCACAAGGCGGCAGGACCUGACAACUGGUCUUGCUCGGAUUGGGUGCUCCUGCCGGGAGCCUUCUGGAGUUCUUUCGCGAGGAUCUGGCAGUGCGUCCUGGGCUCAGGCGUUGUCCCGCAGCGCUGGCGAGAGGGCAGGGUCGUCCUUAUCGAGAAGGCCACCCAGGGCCAUAGGCCUCUGACCAUCCUUUCUUGCGCGUGGAGAGUCGGAGCACGCCUCUUGGUGCGACAAAUGUCCGAUUGGGUUGAACGAUGGGCCUCGAUGCGAGUGCUUGGGGGAGUGGCUGGCAGGGGCCUUAAGGACUCCUACCUGAGGCUGAUCGAUUCUUUGAGCAGCUCUUGUUUCUACUUGCAAGAGGAUGUCACAAAAUGCUUCGAUUCGCUGCGGCUCCAGGACUUGCUGGCUACCCUUCAGCAUCUCGGCUGUCCACGGCAAAUCCAGCAUCUGGUGCAGAGCUACUACUUGCAGCAUCGUCGUGUUUUCGUCAAGGACGGUAUGCUGGGUGAUCGGUGGCAUGACAUCCACAGAGGACUUCCUCAGGGGUGUCCGUUCAGCCCCAUUUUGACGGCGGCUGCGAUGGCGAUCUGGUCUUCGACGGUCGAGUCUGGAUCCUCCCCUGGGGUCUCCUCUAUGUCCUUUGUGGAUGACAGACUCCUGUGGUGUCCCAACCUGGUUGAGCUCCGAAGGGCCAAGGAACUCAGCAACCAGUUUGACUUGGCCUUUGACCUGCGCUGUGACACGACGAAGAGCCGCUUUGUUCAUUGUCAUCCGUCUCAGGCUGCUGCUGACUUUGCGGUGGAGCUCGGCUACGAGGUCAGUGACACUUUGUCGUUGCUUGGGCUGCUGGUUCCUGUGGAUGGUCAUGCUGGCCCGUCACUUAAGGACUUCAGCCUUCAGCGUGUGAAGCGCCGCAUUCGCCUCAUCGGCGUUGCCGUGAGGGGUCUGGACAAGAAAGCUCGCAUGCUUCGCAUGCUGGUGCUCCCCGCUCUCACGUGGGCCGGUGGCUUUGCGACGGUGAACUCACAGGAGAUGGAUGAGAUCCUGGCGGCCUUUCGGUAUCUUCUCCACAAGGACCUUGCCCACGACACCCCGCCGCUCCUUUGCUAUGAGGUGGCUGGCUGGCAGCUGCAUCCUCGCUUCGCUUGUGAGCUUGCUGCUUUGAGGGAGGCGGUUCGGCAUCAGAGCCGCACCCCGUCCUGGCUUGAGGAUGCUCCUUUGCGGCUGGCGACAAAGCGGUGGCCGCAGCUUUUGCCGAACACGGUGGCUGUGCUCACGAGCCUGGGCUGGACUUGGGACCCUCGUGGUCGUUACAUCCUCCGCCGGGACUCCUAUGGCCAGGAGCGCCGCUUUGAGUUGGGUGUUGACUCUUUCGACGUCCUGGUUGAGUGGUUGGAGGACGCUUAUCGGCGGUGGCACUUGGCCCGAUGUGGACGUGUCGUCGAGCGGCUUCACCGUGCUGGUGCUGAGGAUGACGUUGCUUGUGGGCUCGACCUACCAGGACCUCCGGCUGGCACCCUGGCGGUCUUCGAGGGUCAUAAGCGGACGUGGCUCAAGGCGAAGGACACGGUGGACAAGCACACUGCUCUGGUCGCGGGCUGCUCCUUUUGGCACAAGCGCAAGAAGCUCCCUCGGGCUGAUUGGCCGGGUCUUCGUUGCCUUUGCGGUAAGAACACCCCGUCUCGGCCGCAUUUGCUGUGGACGUGCUCUCGCACAGCUGACUUGAGGACUUCGGUCGCUGCACCUACGACUCGUCUGGAGGAGAGGUUGAUCGCGCGGGCUGUGCCUGAGGUGCCUUCGGCUCCGAUCGUCCUUGCUCGAGGCGACUACAUCGAGGAGAUGGCCGAGCAGCUGGAGGCCAAGCUUGCCGCGAACCCGGUAGUCUUCGUGGCUACGGACGGUAGCUCGAUUGCUACGGUGUCUGCGUGGGCGGUCGUCCUGGCUGGUGAUGGCGCGGCCGACUUUGCCUUGGGUGUUCCAGGGGAGGAUCAAUCGCCCCAUCGUUCUGAGAUUGAGGGGCUCUUGGCGCUGCUGGAGGCCCUUUCGAUGACGAGCUCCUGUGGCACGGUCCACGUGCUGGCGGACUGUCAGUCGGCCCUGACGGUGAUCCAUGGCGGUGGCGCGGUGCGCCUCCUGGCGCAGAGAGCGGUUGAGCUGCAGGCCCUGUUGUGCGGCCGGAUCCAGCUUUGCUUCUGGUGGGUCCCUUCACAUGGUAAGGUGGCGCCGCCUCGGUGGCGCACUCCACCCUGCGGUGAGGCGAUGGCGCGAGCGCUGAACGCGCGUGCUGACCGUGCGGCCAAGGCCUGUGCCUCGCGACGUGCAGCUGGAUCUGCAAGACAGAUGUGUGCCGACCAACGUGCUCGAGCUUUGGAGUGGGAGUUGCAGGCGCUGCAGGCCCUCUCCGCUGUUGCUCAUCGUUGGGACCUGGCCUAUUGCGUGCCCGGCAGCGUGAACCCCAGGGACCCGGAAGAGUUCCGAACGCCCUGGACAUGCGAGAUUGUCGGACCCUCGGGUGCCUUCCGCACUUCAGAAGUCGGCUCCAGCAAGGACCGCCUCUUCGAGUUUGUUCGGGUGCUGACCAAUCAGCCCGUUUCAGGCUCCAAGGCUCGCGCAGUGCAAUCUUCUGGCGGAGCAGCUGGGGGCAUCGUGUCCGAGAGUCAGGGCUAUGGCCUCCUCCUUGCAGGGACGCUGCUGGCUGCCAUGGACUCUGAUUCGGAUUUUGGCCGCGUCUCCGAGCUUACCUACGAGCUUUUCCUCGGAUGGCGCCGCAUAUGCGAGCUGAGCGCAGCGGGCGGCAGCUGUCAGGACGAUGAGGGUUUCCAGUGUGGCGGUGGCCAAUACCCGUGCGUCCCACAUUGGAAGUUCGGCGAGGAUUUGACCCAGGUCGUCGGAAAGGGAGCUGCGCCAGAUGGGGACGUCGACGCCUUGUUGGGCAUGUUGUUGGCUGUGUUGGCUCUGGAAGGCACAAGCCGCGAGCCGGCCUGGCUCGGCGAGGUGGGCCAGUGGGCCUACGACACCUGCAAGCAGUUUUAUCUCAGCUCCGCCGUGGCCUCCCCAAGUGGCCAGCACCAGAUCGUGAAGUUGGGCUCCUGCUGGGGCGGCUGGGGAACGCAAGGGCAGAACCCCAGCUACCACGCGCCCGGUGUCUACCGGCUCUGCCGGGACUACAUGGCCUCUCACGAUGAGAAAUACGGCGGGUCCUCCACGGAGGGCGAUGGCUUUGCAAGAGAUUGGGAGACGCUCAUCGCCACGAGCUACAAGAUGCUUGCGGCCACGCAGUGCCCUUCGACGGGAUUGGUCCCGAACUGGGCUCAGAUCUUCGAAGAUGGACGCCGACUCCGGGCUCAGACGGGCUUCAGCGGCAGCGGCACGCCGGGUGCGGAGUUCGGCGCCGAGGCGUCGCGGACCAUCUGGCGAGUGGUGGUGGACUUCCUGCUGUAUCCUUCCGAGGCGCGCCCAGCCGCAGACUUCCUGAGUCCGGUUGCGAAGCACUUGGGGAAGAAGGAGAACUCUGGGCGAUGGGCGUCUUCCCUGGAUGUGGAUGGCGCUUGCCUGGUGGAGACCAUCCACCCAGGAUGGCAGGUUAACAUGUUCAUGGCGGCGCCCACCUUCGCCAGCCUCGUCUGCCCAGCGGAGCUCGAGGGCGGCAGACAGCAGGAGCUUCUGGACUCGGCCGGCAGGCUCUUGGCCAGCAAGCGCAUCCGGGACUACUACUCCGGCAGCUGGGUGGCCAUCAGCACCAUGACUCUCAACGGCGACCUGGCCAAAGCAGCCGCCAAUGCUAAGAUCGGGUCGGCAGCACGCUCCGCCUCGGCGCCCGUGAAGCUGAUCUCUUGA